AUGGAUUCGGGUAACAGUGGGAGUAUGCAAUCUUCCAGCACCGCCGGUGAUGAAGAGUACGAUUCACGCGCCGACCCAUCUUUGUCGUCAUCAAUCUCUGCGUUCUUUAAUAGUAACUCCCAUCCUUCAGCUCCACCACAACCAACAACGUUAACAAACCACGUUGGUCCUCCUUUCUCUACUCAGCACCACCACGUGUUCGACCCUUUAUCAUCCAAUUACUUGGAUCCGACACAAAGAUCGCCGCAAUCAAACCAAAUCCUCAACCUCGACAUGGUGCGGUCCAAGGUUGCCGCCAGAUCCGGACCCGAUUUUAGCUCCUUCAUACCUUCAUCUUCCCCACACAACAACAACAACCAAGCUUUUCUGUUAACUCAAUUGGGAGGAGGAGGAGUUAACAACGUUGGUGCUUUUCCCAGUACCACUCUCCCUCCAGAAAGUGGAGGAGGCGGAUUAGUAAUGAAUGAACAAGUAAACAGUAGCAACACCAACAAAAACAUGGUUCGAAACCCGAAGAAAAGGUCAAGAGCUUCUAGGCGUGCACCCACCACUGUUCUCACUACGGACACCACGAAUUUCCGAGCCAUGGUUCAGGAAUUCACUGGCAUCCCAGCACCUCCUUUCACUUCCUCCUCCUCGUCUUUCCCAAGAACAAGGUUAGAUCUCUUUGCCACCUCUAAUGCUUCUUCUUCAUCCAUUAUUAGAGAACAAACACCUUCUUAUCUUCUUCGCCCCUUUGCACACAAAGUCCAAGCUCAAGUACCUUCUUCAAUCCCACCACCCUCUUCCUUUCAACCCAUGUUGAACAACUACCACCACCACCACCACCAGCAUAACCCAAUUCUCAGCUUCCAAUCCAUUCUCCAACCGCAUCAACUCAUUGGUUCUAAAACUCAACAACAACCCUCCUUGGAAAUACCGCCUAGUGCUCUUGGGUUGGAGGAAUUAGGAUUGAACCAUGCUCAUCAUCAAAACAUCAACAUGCGUUCGUCUUCAUCGGAUGGAACAUUGUCAAGGGUCAACAACGACAAUAACAACAUGCGUGGUCCUUCUUCGGCAGAUUGGGCCCAGGCCCAGGCCCAAAGAAUUGAUAACAAUGAUGGAGGACUUUUGGGGUCUCUUACUGGUGCCACCUUAAACUACAGAAGCAAUAUUGUUUCGGAUCAGCGAGUCAAGGUUACUAAUAAUUCGGAUUUUCAUGGAGAAAAAGGACCGGAAUGUGUUGUGGCUGUACGAAGCGAAGGUAUGGUCGAAUCGUGGAUUAAUUGUUCUUCUGAUUGA
Molecule: messenger RNA, 1281 nt
Organism: Glycine soja
Lineage: Eukaryota; Viridiplantae; Streptophyta; Magnoliopsida; Fabales; Fabaceae
Exons: 1
Coding region: 1-1281 (426 amino acids)
Source: RefSeq, a predicted model, not a curated record